Molecule: messenger RNA, 1799 nt
Organism: Orcinus orca (killer whale)
Lineage: Eukaryota; Metazoa; Chordata; Mammalia; Artiodactyla; Delphinidae
Gene: GGCT
Product: gamma-glutamylcyclotransferase
Exons: 5
Coding region: 116-775 (219 amino acids)
Molecular function (GO): gamma-glutamylcyclotransferase activity
Source: RefSeq, a predicted model, not a curated record
ACCAGCGUGUGGGGGUGAAUAUACGUCCCGACUCCAAAAGCAGAGAGCGGGACAGGGACGACCUGCUGGGUUAUGGACCGUGGGGGGCAUGGCCAGAGCUGCUGUUUCAUCUUAAAUGGACCAAAAAUUCCCUAAAGAGCACACACUGCCAGCGAACCACGCAGGAGCCACCCAAAGAUCCCAGGUCCGUGCAGGCGUCCGGCGGGACAUGGCGAACUCGGGCGGCGAGGACCUCCGGAGUCAGGAAGGGGAGAAUUUUCUCUACUUCGCCUAUGGCAGCAACCUGCUGACGGAGCGGAUCCACCUCCGAAACCCCUCGGCCGUGUUCUGCAGCGUGGCCCGCCUGCAGGAUUUUAAGCUUGACUUUGGCAAUCCCCAAGGCAAAACUAGUGAAACUUGGCAUGGAGGUAUAGCCACCAUUUUUGAAAGUCCUGGCGAUGAAGUAUGGGGAGUAGUAUGGAAAAUGAACAAAAGCAAUUUAAGUUCUCUAGAUAAGCAAGAAGGGGUUAAAAGUGGAAUGUAUGUCCCAAUAGAAGUUAAUGUUUCUACUCAAGAAGGAAAAGAAAUAACCUGUCGAAGUUAUCAGAUGACAAAUUAUGAGCGUGUUCCCCCAUCACCCCAGUAUAAAAAGGUGAUUUGCCUGGGUGCAAAAGAGAAUGGUUUGCCACCGGACUAUCAAAAGAAGUUAAACGCAAUAGAACCAAAUGACUACAAAGGAAAGGUCUCAGAAGAAAUUGAAGACAUUAUCAAAAAGAGGGAAGCAAAAACUCAUUAGAACCUAAUAGAAUACGUCUACAGAUAUUUUCUCUAUAUGCUAAUACAUUUUUAACAUUUAGAACGGGAAUCUGGGAUAUCUCUCUGUUUAAUAUAUUUUCAACAGUGUUCUGAAGGGGUAUCUCACUUGGGUGAUUCCUUGUUUUCAGGCUAUAAAAAGUCCAGGAUAGGAGUUAGACAAUUGAAAAGGGGGCCUUGCGGCAUUGGAAUGCAUGACAAGUAGAUGUGAGUAUUCCUUCUGUGAACCCUUAAAGUUAUUUUAUUGAGUUGAUCUGAAGUGUAUUUUUGCUCUGUGAUAAAGGGUAGAUUUGCAACUUAAGGAUGGUGCUGGUAAAUCACUCUGCUCUGGGAUUUUUUCUUAGCUUACUAAGAGCAAGCAAACUGCAGAAGCAAUUGAUUAUAACAACUUCAAAAUUUAAAAGAUGGCAUACUGUUCUUAGAGGAAUAAAUGUAUUUGUGGUUUCACCUAUAGUCCCUACUAAAAUACUACAUUUCAUUUUGUUAGAGAGACUCACAUCAUCACACAUACUGGAUCUGGUCUUGGUCUAUAGCCAAUCUAUACUAAAGGAUAAUUGCACAGACUCUGGAACCAGACGGCCGAGGAUUGGCUGUCAGUUCCAGCACUUUCUAGCUGGGAAACUUUGGAUUGUAUGACUGUGCCUCAGCUUCCUUGCCUGCAGACUGAGGACAGCCCAAAUAUCUAUGUCUUAGGAUUGUUUUGAGGAGUGUCUAUAUAUAUAUAUAUAUAUAUAUAUAUAUAUAUAUAUAUAUAAGCUUAGAACAGAGCCUGGCAUAUAAUAAGUAUUAGCAAUCAUUAUUGUUCUUACUGAAGAAUUAAGUUUGUACAGAGCUAUCCUUGGAACAAGAUUUUAAAGUAGAAGGGUCACGAUUAUGAGGGAAAUGUGUUUCCUGGAAGCUGAAAUUUGAUUCUUGGCUUACCAAGAAAUGGUCACCUUCUUAAAUUUACUUACUGAAUAAGUGGAAGAAAGGCGGGUCAUGAAUAAAACAACACUGGUUAUCAAAAA